GUUUAGGUGGACAAGAAAUAUUGUUACAUGAAUACACAACAGAGCAGUUUGUAGAGAACUAGGAAGAAUGAAUUGGAAUGGUAAAUAAUGUUAUGAGCACAGAGAAGAAAAGGCAGUUGAGAGAGUGCUCAUAGUAUUAUGGCAGUGCUACUAAUCUAUUGAAUUUGCCACUAAACACAACACAAGUGGGGAUAAACAGGGAACCCUGGACCCCUGUUUUAUUAGACGAUAACUCAGAGAGGAGUUCCUGGGGACCGGUAAAGCCAGGAAGCAAAAAGUUGAGGUGGAUAAAGAAUAACAAGAAAAAAGAAGAAUACAGGACCAUCUGAAAGGGUAUGUCUUAAUUAUAAAGGAAUUGGGAAAAAGUGGUCAAAAAUAUUGUGGAUCAGUAACACAGAAAGUAUUAAGGGUAAUAUGGAGGAAGGAACGCUGAAGUAUGAAUGUGAAUUGUUGAGGCUGAACUUUAAGUAACAGUACUUCACUUCUAGUUCUUUUUGCUUUCUAUUCCUCUAGUUCUAGAGCUCUAGUUCUUUUUGCUUUCUAUUCCUCUAGUUCUAAAGCUCUCGUUCUAUUUGCUUUCUAUUCCUCUAGUUCUAAAGCUCUAGUUCUGUUUGCUUUCUAUUCCUCUAGAUCUAAAGCUCUAGUUCUCUUUGCUUUGUGUUACUCUAGUUCUAAAGAUCUAGUUCUCUUUGCUUUCUAUUCCUCCAGUUCUAAAGCUCUAGUUAUUUUUGCUUUCUAUUCCUAACUUAUUUCAAAGCUUGUAGGGAAUGGGCCUACAGUGAUUAGUGCAGAGAGUACUGCCUCCUUUUGACCCUAUAGCAAAUGGUUUCUCCUUAGGGAUAUCUGCCCUGGGGGAAUGGCUUCACCAUGUCUAUAGAGCCCCCCUCCACUUGUCUUAUGGGCCACUUUUCCUGUGACCCCUGCCCUUCAACCUGUCUAGCUUGGGUGGCUCUACUAGGAGCAGAUGGUCCCACCAGCAUAGAUCUCUUGGUUGUAAUAGGCCAUGCAAGACUUGCUUCUUAGACCUUACUGUAAUGCAGAAUUCUCAUACAGUACAUACAGACAACACAUGGCGCUUCUGUUGUUGUUAUACUGUAGGAUGUGAGUAGUUGUUCUUGGUGCUUUUGAAAACAGUGUAUUUUUGUUAAACUUCAGUUUGAAAUAAAGUUGGCUUCGAUGUUCCCUUUUGCUUGAUGUCACUUCCUUUGCUUCUGUCAUCACUGUUUGUGUCAGAACAGGUUGUUGUAAAUUCCUCCAACAGAGCACAGAAUGACAGAGCGGGGCAGGGAAUUCCUGCAGUCACAGCGUCUUUAUUACCUUGCACCAAGUGCUAUCUGGCAGGGAAGGAUGGGUAUAUAUAAUGGGAGCAGCAGGCAAAGCUCAUUACAGAGUCCAAAGAGAGCAGGCAGAUCUCCAGAGAAGGCACUAAAAAGAGCUGGCAGAUCCCCAGUAAAAGAAUCAGAGGCAAGAAGAUCCUCAGCAAAACUAUCAAGAGGGAGGACAUCACUAUAGAAGCAGCAGCCAUGGGCAAUCUCUUUAGUUCCCUCUACCAAGCCCUUAUGGGCUUCAUUGGCACCAAGGCCAGAAUCAUCAUGCUGGGUCUGGAUGCAGCUGGCAAAACCACAGUCCUGUACAAACUAAAGUUUAAUAAGACCGUCACUACAAUCCCCACCAUCGGAUUCAACGUUGAGACACUGGAGCCCAUGAGUGACGUGUCCUUCACUGUAUGGGAUAUGGGGUAUCAGGCGAAGCUUAAACCCCUUUGGAAUUAUUAUUUAACCAACACAGAUGGCCUGGUCUUUAUUGUGGACAGUGCUGACUGUGAGAGGUUCCAGGAAGCCAGGCUGGAGCUGGAAGCCAUUCUGGACACUGACGAAAUGAGAGGUGUCCCAUUUGUGGUGAUGGCCAAUAAACAGGAUCUUCCCGGUGCCAGGAGGCCAAUGGAGGUGGCAGAAGAAUUAGGCUUGCCGAAGAUACAAGGCCACCCAUGGCACGUGCAGGGCUGUUGUGCAACUACUGGGGAUGGACUUGUGGAGGGCCUGGAAGUAUUCACAAACUUGGUGAAACAGUUCCAAAAUACCAGGUCCUAAGAGCAGAGACAUAGCUUCAGCUGCAAUCUUGUUUAGACACUGAGAAACCAAUUGAUGCAGGUAUCUGGCCCAAUCUGUGUUCUCUGUUCUUCGAAAACACAUAUAAUGCACUACUGAUAUUCAGAAUAUUAUAACAAUGCUAAAACCAUGGCUACUUAUUGUGCCUUUGGGGAAAGACAUUGGGACAUCUGCUAAUUUGAUUGGAAAGCAAUGAUAAAUAGGAGAUCAUCAGGCAGAGAAUCACAGACUGACCAACAGUGACUUGGAUGUAUUGGAAUAGAAGAUACCCAAUAUUCUGCUUCUCUGCACAACUUUCUUAU
Messenger RNA from Xenopus tropicalis (tropical clawed frog), 2410 nucleotides. RefSeq names its product ADP-ribosylation factor-like. The transcript has a single exon. Gene Ontology annotation, biological process: establishment of cell polarity. Gene Ontology annotation, molecular function: GTPase activity; GTP binding. The record is from RefSeq and is a predicted model, not a curated record. The coding region runs from base 1524 to 2090 and encodes 188 amino acids. NCBI's taxonomy places the organism in Eukaryota, Metazoa, Chordata, Amphibia, Anura, Pipidae.